Molecule: messenger RNA, 724 nt
Organism: Linum trigynum
Lineage: Eukaryota; Viridiplantae; Streptophyta; Magnoliopsida; Malpighiales; Linaceae
Source: the annotation of a GenBank genome assembly
AACGCAGAAAAACAGCGGUACCUAUUUCAGCAAGCACACAAAGCAAUAGUAACCAACUACCAUCUUCCAUUCUUCAACAUGGCUUCUUUCUUGACACUGCUCUUCCCGCUGCUGGCAAUCAUUGCCGUCGGCCCCAAACCCGUCGUUAAAGCCGCACCCGACCUAACUUACAUCUCGGCCAUCUGCGGCCACGAAACGGACGACAACCCUCCCGAGCUGAGCGAUCGAGCAUUCGAAGUGACGGGCUGGGCGGUUAACUUGGCGAGCCCCGACGACUUCGGCUACUGCUCCGUCAUAAAGGACGAACCAGUCAUGUAUGCUUACGCCGCGUGUCCCAAUGUCGUUUCUAAAGAAGACUGCACCGCGUGCCUCAAGUUUGCGCAAAAUUGGCUGCUUAACACCUUGUGCAAGGAUGUGUAUGGCGGGCAGAUCACUCUCGCCGGUUGUUUCUUGAGGUACGAGACGCAUAAAUUCUGCGAUGCUUAACGAAAAAGCUUACAUAUGAUAAAUUUUCGGUCGAAUAUAUUUCAUUCACUUCCUAUAUAUUAGGGAGAUACAUAUACUGCGCAGACUCAAGCUUGAUCAUAUUGUCGGUCUGGUGGUAAUGUGAAAUAAUGCUAAUAAUAAAAGAAGAGCAUUGUGUUAUAUGCAAGCAUCGUGUUGGAAAAAUGUGUGCCUUAGUUGGGCCUUCAUAUAUAUAGCUUAAUAAUGAUAAAUGGAUGUA